AUGUUCAAACUAAAUACCUAUAUAGACCGGUCGUCCGAAGGCGCUGAUGUCCUACUGUUGCUGAGUCGGAAAACCAAAGGAACUCGUUUCAAUAUGAGAUUCGCGGCCAUCGUCACUACGCUCGCUCUCCUCACCGGUUUUGCAGCUGCGGCUCCAGCUGUUCCUGGCAAUGCCGUCGAACCCCGCCAGACCCGAGAUGGUUUCUAUUGUCAGGAAUGCGUAAAUGGAAAGAAGGACUGCGUUGCCUGCACAGAUGGAACUUGCCUGGGAUGGGCCUAUGACUGCUAG
Colletotrichum costaricense is the source of this 288-nucleotide messenger RNA. RefSeq lists its product as uncharacterized. Lineage: Eukaryota; Fungi; Ascomycota; Sordariomycetes; Glomerellales; Glomerellaceae. The record is from RefSeq and is a predicted model, not a curated record. The transcript is spliced from 2 exons. Bases 1 to 288 code for a protein of 95 amino acids.